Oncorhynchus keta (chum salmon) is the source of this 3639-nucleotide messenger RNA. RefSeq names its product type-1 angiotensin II receptor-like. The coding region runs from base 568 to 1644 and encodes 358 amino acids. The record is from RefSeq and is a predicted model, not a curated record. Gene Ontology annotation, molecular function: angiotensin type II receptor activity. NCBI's taxonomy places the organism in Eukaryota, Metazoa, Chordata, Actinopteri, Salmoniformes, Salmonidae. Gene Ontology annotation, biological process: immune response; G protein-coupled receptor signaling pathway; regulation of vasoconstriction. Gene Ontology annotation, cellular component: membrane. The transcript is spliced from 5 exons.
GGAGCAGCAACGUUCAUCUCUGGAACUGAGGAGGUUUCUAUCUCUCUAUUCCUCUACUACUCUAUACCUAGCUCCUUAUCUCUGUGUCUCCCUCCUUAUCUCUAUCACUCGCUCCUUAUCUCUGUGUCUCUCCUCCUUAUCUCUAUCACUCGCUCCUUAUCUCUGUGUCUCUGGAACUGAGGAGGUUUCUAUCUCUCUAUUCCUCUACUACUCUAUACCUCGCUCCUUAUCUCUGUGUCUCUGGAACUGAGGAGGUUUCUAUCUCUCUAUUCCUCUACUACUCUAUACCUAGCUCCUUAUCUCUGUGUCUCCCUCCUUAUCUCUAUCCCUAGCUCCUUAUCACUGGUUCUCCCUCCUUAUCUGCGUCCUUCAGAUUUCUCUCCUUCUCCGAAGCAUCAGCAGCCCACCGGUUCAAAUCCACAGGACUGACGGAGGCCCUAUAUCGUAUUUGUCCCCCAGACUGACCCCCCCGUCCGUCCGUCCGUCCGUCCGUCCGUCCGUCCCCUCUUUGACCUCGACCCCGUCCGUCCGUCCAUCUGUCCGUCCCUGGAGCUGUUAAACCUGACGAUGGAGAACUUUACGGCUGUCGGAGCAUCGACCACAGAGACCGAAGGUAUCCAUCUGAACUGCAGCAUGUCCGGGAGGCACAACUUCAUCUUCACCCUGAUCCCGGUAGUGUACGGCUGUAACUUUGUCAUCGGCAUGGUGGGGAACAGCAUGGUGGUGGCGGUCAUCUACCGUUACAUGAAGCUGAAGACAGUGGCCAACGUGUUCGUCCUCAACCUAGCCAUCUCAGACCUUACCUUCCUGAUCACCCUGCCCAUGUGGGCCACCUUCACAGCCACAGGCUACCAUUGGCCCUUCGGUGGGUUCCUGUGUAAGGCCAGCGCUGGCCUGGUUAUGUUCAACCUCUACAGCUCCAUCUUCUUCCUCACCGCGCUCAGCAUCGACCGCUACCUGGCCAUCGUCCACCCGGUGAGGUCGCGGCAGCGGCGUACUGUGCUCUACGCCCGUAUCACCUGCGUCCUGGUCUGGCUCUUCGCCCUCCUGCUGUCCGUCCCCACGGCCCUGACCAGAGACCUGAUGCACAUCACCAACUACAACAUCACCACGUGUGGUGUGCUGCACCCCGAGGGCUCCAGGCACCUCCUCCUCAUCAUCAGCCUGAUGAAGAGCAUCCUGGGGUUCCUGGUUCCCUUCCUCAUUAUCAUAUCAUGCUACUGCCUGAUUGGUCAAGCCCUGGUCAGGGCGAGGAGCAUUCAGAAGACCACCCGGUCGAGAGACGAUGAGGUGUUGAGGAUGCUGGCGGCGGCUGUCCUGGCCUUCUUCCUGUGCUGGAUGCCUCACCAGGUAUUCCACUUCAUGGAGCUCCUGGCCCAGCUAAAGGUUAUAACUAACUGUGUGAUGGUGGACGUCAUCGACACGGCCAUGCCCUUCACCAUCUGCAUCGCAUUUCUCAACAGCUGUGUCAACCCCAUCCUCUACGGCUUCGUGGGACAGAACUUCAGGAAGAACCUGGUCCUACUGCUCCACUGCUCCCCCGCUGGCCUGGCUGGGACACGUCCCUCCAUCAUCUCUAAGAUGUCCACCCUGUCCUACCGCCCCUCUGAGGCCCUGCACCUCACCAACAAGAACAAUGUCUGAUGUGAGGAGGGAAGGAGUGUGUAGCUGUGUAAUUCCUUGGCUCUUCUGGUUGUGUCAAGUGAGGAGUAUGAAGGAAUACACAUUGUGGAUGCCUCCCAAAUGGCCCCCUAGUCCCUAUAUAGUGCCAUUUGGGCCAUGGUCAAAAGUAAUGCACUAUAUAGGGAAUAGGGUGCCAUUUGGGCCAUGGUCAAAAGUAAUGCACUAUAUAGGGAAUAGGGUGCAAUGUGGUACACAUCCCCAACUGUUAUACCAAGCACUGAACCGUGGUUAGAAGUUGUACCGUAGAACUGUAGAGAAAUACAGGUAGAACAUGGCUAUUUAAUACUGAGGGAAUGUUCCUUUGUGUCUGAAUCAUAUGAGUUGAGUCCAUGAGACAGAUUCGUUCACUGCCUUGUACAACAUACAGCAGAUGUGCAUGGUUAGCUAACAGAUUUCAUUGUAAUGCAGCUUUAGAACAAAACAGCUGUGUUAUUUCUGUUUAAAUACUGAUGUGAAAUACUAUUACUGUACUUUGGUAUUUGUGCUUUUUUUGUUGUCACACAGGUACAUAGAUAUGUAAGCAGUAUUUAUAUAUAUAUAAUAUUUAUACUGCACAUUCAGUAAAUGUUAGCUUUGAAUAUACUGUAGUUGAGAUUAAAGUGAUGAGUGAGAAAGUUACUGAUGCAGAAAUAUCAUACCUCUCACCAUUACAAUAACAGGGGAGGUUAGCAUUUUAUAGCAUACCAUCAAGACAUGCUAACCUCUCACCAUUACAAUAAGAGGGGAGGUUAGCAUGUUAUAUCAUACCCCCAAGACAUGCUAACCUCUCACCAUUACAAUAACAGGGGAGGUUAGCAUUUUUGGGAAGGGGGGGUAUAAUAUUUGUGCAUCUGUAACUUUCUCUCUCAUCACUAUUCAUGAUUCAUUCAGAAUUAUCCGUAACCAUGGUAGCAUCCACAUUAAUGUAGAAGUGUUUAGAAACACAUUCUAUUCUUAUUUACAAUAAAAGUGACUCCAAAAUGACACAAUACAUUAUUUAACCUUUAUUUCUAUUGGGCACAAAAUAAUCUGAAACACAACCAAAGCAAACAGCAAAUGUAUCCAACAAGUUUGUAGAGUCACAAGCUUGAUGUAAUCAUUUGCACACUAGGAAUAUGGGACCAAAUACCAAACUUUCCACAACUUUAACAUAUAAGUGAAUUUGUCCCAAUAAUUUUGGUUCCCUAAAAUGGGGGACUAUGUACAAGAAGUGCUGUAAUUUGAAACGGUUCGCCCGAUAUGGUUGAAAAAUAACGUCAAAUGAAAGCUAACAGUCAGCACUUUAACCUUGUAGUCAUUGUACCAUUUCAAUUGUUACUGUCCCAGUACUUUUGGAGCUCACUGUAUUUGUCCUAUUUUACACAUCUAAGUGUAGCUACAAGCCUAGCUACCGUACAGGCCUGUACACUCCCACGCUCAGCCAAAUAGAAUGACUCACCUAGCCUGCCGCCAUCUAGUGCGCGAUACACUGAACGAUGUCUACGACUCUGCUCUACUUGUAAUUGUAAAAUUGAUGAUCUAUGUAACUUCUGUGACUGUGUUUGGUGGUACCAACACCAUGUGACUGUGUGUUUGGUGGUACCAACACCAUGUGACUGUGUUUGGUGGUACCAACACCAUGUGACUGUGUUUGGUAGUACCAACACCAUGUGACUGUGUUUGGUGGUACCAACACCAUGUGACUGUGUUUGGUGGUACCAACACCAUGUGACUGUGUUUGGUGGUACCAACACCAUGUGACUGUGUUUGGUAGUACCAACACCAUGUGACUGUGUUUGGUAGUACCAACACCAUGUGACUGUGUUUGGUGGUACCAACACCAUGUGACUGUGUUUGGUGGUACCAACACCAUGUGACUGUGAUUGGUGGUACCAACACCAUGUGACUGUGUUUGGUAGUACCAACACCAUGUGACUGUGUGUUUGGUGGUACCAACACCAUGUGACUGUGAUUGGUGGUACCAACACCAUGUGACUG